UGAUCGGGAGCCGCCGCGGUACCUGGAGGCGGCUCCUCCCCGGCGGCAGGAAGGGAGCGGCCGGCGGGGCGGCCGGAUCCGCCGCGGGGCUGCAGUGCUGAGGCGCCGAGGCGAGGGGAGGCAGCGCGACCCUCAGCGGCGGCCAUGGCUUUCGGGAAACCCCCCAAGGACCCUUUCAGCACCGUCGUGGGGCGCCUGGUCGAGCGGGCGACGUUCGGAGCGCUGCAGACGGAGGAGUGGGGCCAGUUCCUGCACAUCUGCGACCUGAUCAACGCCACGGAGGAGGGGCCUAAAGAUGCAGUUAAAGCGUUAAAGAAAAAGCUUUCCAAAAACUGUAACCAUACGGAGAUCAGACUUACCCUCUCUUUGCUUGACAUGUGUAUAGAGAACUGUGGCCCAAGAUUCCAGUCUUUAGUUGUGAAGAAAGAUUUCUGUAAAGACAAACUAUUGAAACUACUGAAUCCAAGAUACAAUUUGCCGAUUGACAUGCAGGAGAAAAUCCUGACCUUUAUCAUGAUGUGGGCCCGAGGGUUCCAAGGAAUGGUGGAUGUGAGCGAAGUAAAAGAAGUUUAUCUAGAAUUGCUGAAGAAAGGAGUGGAGUUUCCGUCUUAUGACACCAACACAGGGCUACCUAAGCAGACUUCGUCUCAGCCUUCUACAAAGUCAUCACCAUCUUCUGCUUCCCCUGCAAAACGUUCUUUAUUGCCUCUUCCCACAGGUCCAACAUUAUUGCUGACUUCUGAGCAGAUUGGGAAACUGUACAGUGAACUGGAUAUGGCAAAAAUGAAUGUGAAAGUCAUGUCAUCAAUAUUAAAAGAAAAUGUUCCUGGCUCUGAAAAUCCGGAUGAUAUGAAUCUUUUACAGAAACUGUAUAAGACCUGUCGGAUGAUGCAGGAGAGGAUCAUGGAAUUGUUGGUGACAGUGGAGAAUGAAGAUGUGAUAGUUGAGUUAAUACAAGUAAAUGAAGAUCUGAAUAAUGUUCUCCUGGGACAUGAAAGGUUCUCUCGAAAUAGAGUUCGUUUUUUGGAGAAUCAGAGAAUAGAACGUGAACGUGAAGAGCUGUACAGGAAACAGCCGUCUGCCCCCUCAAGUGAUCUACUUGACCUCUCUACAGAUUCUCGAUCUCCUGUGUCAGCAGUGAUGGGAACCAGCUCUGAGGUGUCUCAGUUUUCAGGCCUCAAUCAUGUAUCUGCACACCCUGAAGACGCAAAGAGGCAUCAUCCAUCAAUUUAUCCACAGCUAGAUUUAGCAACUACUACAAAAUCUCAGGAGUUCCUAUUUGCAACUGAAGCACAAAACAAUAGCGUAAGCAUCCCAGCUGGACAUACAUAUAGCAAUCUUACGACUCCGUUAAGCCCAGUGCCUCUGAAUCCAGUAGAUGUGCAGACUGGACAUACAACAUCAUUAAAUGGAGCAUCACCAGCAGCUGCGUCACAGAGCAAGUCACAGGCACCUCAUUACUAUGAGGUAAUGGAAUUUGAUCCCUUGGCUCCCAAAGAUGCUAUUUAUGAAGAAAUUAAGGACACUCUACUGAAGCCAGAAGUUAAUAAGGAUGCAGAAUGCUGAGGGUGGACGUGGAUUCUUUUACCGAAAACACAAGUGAUUGAUGCCAGUACUAUGCACUGUUUCCAUUAAUGUGUAAGUGAAUAGGAGAACGGUCUUGUAUUUUGACACAACAAAAAAUAAGUAUUGGAAUAUCAAGCCAUGUGGAAGAGUUACUUGGAUAUCUGCACCUUGAUAAUUUGUCUGAAAUGUUCAACUUGUGGUGCCUUCCAUGAUUAUUUUUAAAGCACUGGGGCCUUUAAAAUAUGCUUUCCAAAUUCACCUGUGUGUGAAGUAACACUUGACAUCUGACACAAGUAAACCAAAAGGACUCUUGCAACUAUAGUAGAAAGCUUUUCCUUCAGGUUAACUACUCCAUUGCACUGCUUUAUCUUUUUAUGCAGCAACCAAAACACCACUUUGGAUUAUGGAGUUUCUGUAAAUACAAUAUCUGUUUUGGCCUCAUUGCUGCCUAUGUUAAUCUCCAUGGAAAUUGGUAAGGGCUUUUCCAUAUAUAGAAAUCUAAAAUUGGGCCUCUUCAGAGUUGUCUGAAGACAUUCAGUGUUAAACUGUUUGCCUUUAUAUUCUGAACGCAGGUUGUCUUCCUCCUGAAACCCCGCAAAUUAAUUGGAUUUUUUUCUUGGUAGGAAUCUGAGCUGGGACGUUAGGCACUGUCAUCCUUGAUUAACAGAACAGAAAAAAACCUGCUCGUUCUUAUGCUGUCGUUGCUUCUAAUUUUAUGUACUCAGUAAAUAAUGGAAAGGGAUCAAUCAUUUCUUUUCAGUGCUCCUGCCCUGCAGAGACUUUUGUUCUAGUACAAUGCAGAUGAGCAUUAGUUAUCCUGUUAUUUUAAUCAAAUAGUUUAACCCUGUUAAUAGUUUUAUCUUUUAAUAAAGUGCCUUCUCUAUUUUUAUGCUGAAUGUAAAAUUUGCACUUGGACAGAUUCAGGAAUUCUGUGAAUUUGUAACUGGUACAAAAUUUGAGAACUUUGUUCAUGUUCAUAGCUGCUAAGCUGACUGUUUUUAGGUACUACAUUUUAAGCUUUCAUUAUAGUAACGUUGUGGGUGAUACCAAGUUCUCAGUCUGUUACACAGAUUUUGUAGUACAAAAUUCCAAAUAAAAACAAAUGCUUACUGAGAA
This is a messenger RNA of Dromaius novaehollandiae (emu), 2682 nucleotides long. RefSeq names its product target of myb1 like 1 membrane trafficking protein (gene TOM1L1). The transcript is spliced from 15 exons. Gene Ontology annotation, cellular component: membrane; endosome. Gene Ontology annotation, molecular function: ubiquitin binding; phosphatidylinositol binding; clathrin binding. Lineage: Eukaryota; Metazoa; Chordata; Aves; Casuariiformes; Dromaiidae. Bases 145 to 1566 code for a protein of 473 amino acids. The record is from RefSeq and is a predicted model, not a curated record. Gene Ontology annotation, biological process: signal transduction.